Molecule: messenger RNA, 660 nt
Organism: Monosiga brevicollis MX1
Lineage: Eukaryota; Choanoflagellata; Craspedida; Salpingoecidae
Exons: 1
Coding region: 1-660 (219 amino acids)
Biological process (GO): glycoside catabolic process; fucose metabolic process
Cellular component (GO): lysosome
Molecular function (GO): alpha-L-fucosidase activity
Source: RefSeq, a predicted model, not a curated record
AUGGCUACUUUUGUGGAGGACGGCGAUCCAGCUUGCAACCCCACCAACUGGAAUGUGGGUGUCCAUAGCUCACACGCCUCCCUUUUUGACCCCACACGGCUAAACAUCUCCAAUUGGGUUGAAAACUACCGGGCUGUGGGUGCCAAGCACGCCGUCCUCACCGCCAAACACGGCUGCGGCUUUUUACUCUGGAAUACCUCGACCACCUUGCCAAAUGGAACGGAGUAUCCCUUUGCAGUGGCACGCAGUUCCUACCCAAGCUUUCAGCGCGACGUCAUUGCCGAAUUUAGCUCCACCUUGGGGGCAGCCGGCCUGGGAUAUGGCUAUUACUACAGCACUGGCAACAACUACUUUCUCAACCGAGAUGGCUUCAAGCGCAUUGGCAACCCCUUACCAGGCCAAGUAGAUUUAACUGACGAACAAUAUAAUAUCCUGGUCUUUGAGCACGUCAAAGAGCUGUGGACGCGCUUUGGAUCGCUCUUUGAAAUCUGGUUUGAUCAUGGGGUCUCGGCGGAUCAGGAUCAGCAGCUAGCCGCAUUGCUCAAGCAGUAUCAGCCCCAAGUCGUGGGCUUCAACGGACAGGGGAUCAUGACCAGCCCCAUCAAGUUCGUACCAAACAAACCCGCUGCUCGAUGUGCUUUUUUGCUUCACUCUUCUUGA